GUGAGCACACGGAACUGCCAGAGAGGACAUUGUUGCGUACGGAAACGACGGAAGCCGAAGAGCAUUAGCAACAUGAGCGCACGAAGGGGAUUUGUCCUUCUGAACCAAUGCACGCUGAAUGUUUUAAGAUAUCAGGCCUUACGGACAAUAUCAUCCCACUUCUCUACAGUCUCUGGCAUAUCUAGAUACAGUCACCUACUAUACAGUGGAAACACACUUUCUGCCAGGAUCCAUUCAGAAGCAUUUCAAUCUAGAGUAAAAAACUUGAUAUCCACUACAGAUGAACCGGACACAUUAUACAAGAAGAUAGAGGUGCUGGCAAAAUGCCAUGACAAAACUGUGCUUGACAGUUAUGAAUACUUUGCUGUCCUUGCUGCCAAAGAACUUGGGAUUAAUGUGGAAAAAGUGCAUGAACCAAAGAGAAAAAUUGAAAGAUUUACCCUUUUGAAGUCUGUGCACAUUUUCAAAAAACACAGAGCGCAGUAUGAAAUGAGGACGCAUUACAGGUGCUUUGAAUUAAAACAUUUGACUGGUAGCACAGCUGAUGUUUAUUUAGAAUACAUACAGCGGAAUCUUCCAGAAGGGGUUGCCUUAGAGAUAACGAAGACCACACUAGAGAAAUUGCCCGACCAUGUCCGAUAUCCAGUCUGGGAUACGUUGCCUGAGGAUGAAAAUACAAAGAGUUCUUAAGGGUUCUUACUGUUCUAAAGUUUUUUUUUUUUUUUAAAACGUUCUAUUUAUAACAUUACAAACAAAAUAAAUGUAUGAGCAUUCCACUGAUUGUAUUCAGAAAUUGAAUACUGUUUUGGAACAAAACUAUGAAAAGGAAAAGUCAGUUCAGUGUAUCAACUGAAAGCCCAGAUAUAAAAAUACAAAGGUUGGAACGUACCAGCAGAGAGGCAUCAUCGCAGAUGGAUAUUCUGUAACAUAAUGAUAGACAGGAAAUCAUAAUUAUAAUCUCCCCCUCUUGUUUGGAUUUACCCAUUGUCAAAAUAAACAAUAGAAAAUGUUUUAA
Messenger RNA from Xenopus laevis (African clawed frog), 1015 nucleotides. RefSeq names its product mitochondrial ribosomal protein S10 S homeolog (gene mrps10.S). Lineage: Eukaryota; Metazoa; Chordata; Amphibia; Anura; Pipidae. The coding region runs from base 73 to 690 and encodes 205 amino acids. The transcript has 7 exons. The record is from RefSeq and is a predicted model, not a curated record.